Molecule: messenger RNA, 3018 nt
Organism: Chelonus insularis
Lineage: Eukaryota; Metazoa; Arthropoda; Insecta; Hymenoptera; Braconidae
Gene: Gp93
Product: heat shock protein 90 Gp93
Exons: 3
Coding region: 187-2550 (787 amino acids)
Biological process (GO): protein folding
Cellular component (GO): endoplasmic reticulum; perinuclear region of cytoplasm
Molecular function (GO): ATP hydrolysis activity; ATP binding; ATP-dependent protein folding chaperone
Source: RefSeq, a predicted model, not a curated record
CUUUAUUCUGUCAUCUAGUCUUUAGGAGCCGCUUUGAUUAAAACUCGUUGGCAUUUACAGACAUCGUAUUCAACCGACAAUUGCCGGAACAUCAAAACGUGGAAUAGUGAAGUGAAAACAUUUGGCGUCAUUAUUUUUUAAAAGAUCAUUCCAUCGUAUUAUUGAAGUUGAUUGAACUUUAAAACGAUGAAAAAGUUUAUCUAUUUUAGUUUAGUCUUUUUACUUGUAAUUGGCUGCUCAAGAGCUGAGAGCGAAAAAGCUGAAGAUGAAGUUGGAACAGUCGAAAGAGAUUUAGGAAAAAGUCGAGAAGCUGUAAGAACAGAUGAUGAAGUCGUUCAAAGAGAAGAAGAAGCAAUAAAUAUUGAUAAAUUAACCUCUACGCAGAAGUAUACAUUCCAAGCAGAGGUGAAUCGGAUGAUGAAACUCAUCAUCAAUUCUCUCUACAGAAAUAAAGAAAUCUUCUUAAGAGAAUUAAUCUCCAAUGCUUCUGAUGCUUUGGAUAAAAUAAGAUUACUUUCAUUGACAAUGAAAAAUGUUUUAGACUCCAAUCCAGAGCUUGCAAUCAGGAUAAAAGCAGAUAAAGAUAACAAAAUACUCAGUAUUACCGAUUCCGGAAUUGGAAUGACAAAACAAGAUUUAAUAAAUAAUUUAGGAACAAUCGCUAAAUCAGGAACUGCUGAAUUUUUAUCGAAAAUGCAGGAUGCUUCGUCGUCUCAAGACAUGAAUGAUAUGAUUGGUCAGUUUGGAGUAGGAUUUUACUCAGCUUUCUUAGUUGCUAACAAAGUCACUGUAACUACUAAGCAUAAUGAUGAUAAACAAUACAUUUGGGAGUCUGACAGUUCAAACUAUGCCAUCGCUGAAGAUCCUAGAGGAGAUACAUUGAAACGAGGAACAACUGUAAGUCUUCAUUUGAAGGAUGAAGCCUUGGACUUUUUGGAGCAAGAUACGAUUAAAAACCUUAUUAAAAAGUACUCACAAUUCAUUAAUUUCCCUAUCUAUUUAUGGAGUAGUAAAACUAUCCAAGUAGAAGAAACUGAAGAAAAAACCGAAGACGAGGCUCAAGAUGUGACUGAAAAAUCUAAAGAUUCAACUGAAGAAGAAGAAGAUGCAAAUGUUGAAGAAGCUUCUGAAGAUGAAGAAAAAAAGAAGAAAAAGAUGGUUGACAAAACAGUAUGGGAUUGGGAAAUAUUGAAUGAUUCUAAACCGAUUUGGACUCAGAAACCAUCUGAAGUGUCUGAUAAAGAUUACAACGAUUUCUACAAAGCACUUACAAAAGACAGUCAAGAUCCUUUGGCUAAAAUCCACUUCGUUGCUGAAGGAGAAGUAUCCUUUAAAGCUCUUUUAUUUAUUCCUAGAGUUCAACCAAGUGAAAGCUUCAAUCGAUAUGGAACCAAGACCGAUAACAUUAAGCUCUUUGUUCGUCGAGUUUUCAUCACUGAUAAAAUUAAUGAUAUGAUGCCCAAUUAUUUGAGUUUUAUUCAUGGUAUUGUUGACAGUGAUGACUUACCACUUAAUGUUUCUCGAGAAAAUCUUCAACAACAUAAACUUAUUAAAGUUAUCAAAAAGAAAUUAAUAAGAAAGGUCUUAGAUAUGAUUAAAAAACUUUCUGAAGAAGAUUAUGAAACCUUCUGGAAAGAAUACAGCACUAACAUUAAACUUGGAAUUCUUGAAGAUGCCCAAAAUCGUGCUCGUUUGUCCAAACUUUUGCAAUUUAAAUCAUCAAAGACUGACAAGCUGACCAAUUUAACUGAUUAUGUAAAAAGAAUGAAGCCAAAUCAAAAAGCAAUUUAUUACAUGGCUGGAGCAACAGAAGAUGAAGUAAAGAAGUCUCCAUUCGUUGAGCGCCUUGUCAAAAAAGGUUAUGAAGUUUUGUACCUUACUGAAGCCAUCGAUGAACACAGUAUCUCACCACUUCCACAAUUUGAAGGAAAGAAAUUCCAGAGUGUAGCUAAAGAAGGUCUUACUCUUGAUGAAAGUCCAAAAGCCAUGGAGAAGAUGAAGGAACUUAAGGCUACAUUUGAACCAUUAAUCAAAUGGCUUGGAGAUACAUUAACAGAAUAUGUUACUAAAGUCCAAAUCUCAGAACGUUUGUCAGAUUCUCCCUGUGCCUUGGUGGCCAGUAUGUUUGGCUGGACGGGUAACAUGGAAAGAUUAGCCAUUUCUAAUGCUCAUCAAAAAGCCAACGAUCCUCAAAAAUCCUAUUAUUUGAACCAAAAGAAAAUCUUGGAAAUUAAUCCAAAACAUCCUCUUAUCCGAGAACUUUUGAGACGAGUUGAAGCCGAUGCUGAAGAUGCAACUGCUAAAGAAAUGGCUACAGUUUUGAUAAAGACAGCUACUCUAAGAUCUGGAUAUAUGUUGAAAGAGACUGCAAGCUUCGCUAGCAGUGUUGAACAAUUAAUGAAGAAAGCCCUUGGUAUUCCUCUGGAUGAAGUACCUGAAGAAGAAGAUGAUGAAGAUGAUGAACCUAUUGAAAACCUUACUUCUACUGAUGGAACAGCGGAGGUUGAUGCUGAUGAGGAAGAGCCUAAAGAAGAGCAUGACGAACUAUAAUCCAUGAAAUUUAAUAAGAAUUUUCAUAUACAUCAUUCGAAAAACCGCAUUGACUGAUUUAAUAUUGAAUAUUAAGCGGUUUUUAUUCAUUUUUAAUUGAAAUUAAACUCAAUCAAUUACUCGAUCGCAUGUAAUUAUUAAAUAUAAAUAAUACCUGGAUCAUUUUUCAUGUUCAUGAGACAUCAGAGAGUGAAAAUUUACCUGCAAAUAUGAUCGAUAAUUAUCAAAUGAAAUUUAAAUAAUCAUACAAGUUGAAUAAUUCAUCCUAGUCUAUGAAAUAAUUAAUUGUUUUAUGUGAUUAUAUUUUCUACAGAUUUAUCGCACUAAAAUUGCAUUUAAAUUAUGAAUUUAUCUUAGAAAAUAUAGGUAAUGAAUGAAAGUUGAUCGAUUUCUAUUUUAAACCCGAAAUAAUUCCUCAGUUCACUCCAUUUUUGUUCUUCCGUCAAAUUUUUCAUUUAGGAGUGUACU